Molecule: messenger RNA, 1787 nt
Organism: Amoebophrya sp. A120
Lineage: Eukaryota; Dinophyceae; Syndiniales; Amoebophryaceae
Source: the annotation of a GenBank genome assembly
AUGGCCCUUAACCCCCACCACGCGCCGGGCGGCGCGACGCCACAUCUACUGCUCUCUAGUCCGCCGUCGGUCGCCGUCCAGGGUUCCCCACCACCGCCCCCGCUGGCUGCUCACAUACCCUUAGCAGUGGACGAGCAGACCGCACAGCAAAGCCCUGAUCAAGUUGUCGUCCACGAUUACUGGGUGUGCUGCGACAAGUGUGACAAGUGGCGCUUGCUAACCGCGCGGAGCUACGACGCGGUGCAAACUAUCGAUGAGGUGUAUUGUGCGGACCUGCGCGGGUGCCACUGCGACCAGCCACCGGACGACGCCCCCGGGAAUGCGCAGUACUGGAGCCGGCGAGGCGGAUAUGCAAGAAAAAAACUGUGUGAGUGUAAGUCUGUAAUGCAAACAAGCAUGGAACACACUUACAAUUGUCAUGCUAGCAAGGCGUGAAGUCCUAUUUCGUGUGUGUUUUCACGUACUAGGUGGCUUUGCAUGACAGGAUUUCUUUGUCAUGCAGAGCAAAUUUGUCAUGCUGUAACCCGACGACAGCUGCCCACACUAAUCCGGUUUUUUUCUUUGAUAGCGGACGGGAACUCGAGACCAUCGCGAAGGAACUGGAUAAGCUGAAACGAGAGCAACAAGCUGCAGUAGAGCUCGCUGCUGCUGCUGCUGCUGCAUCCAAUAAUUCACAAAAGAACAAUUCGGCGACCGCCCGAGCAGGUAAGGCGCAUUAUAUGCAGCCGGUCGCACAACAAGAUCUUACUCAUCGGGGAGCAGCUCUACUUUCAAACAUGAGCGCCGCAGCAGCUUCAGAGCCACAGUUGAAGAAGCAAAAGCUGGAAAUGAGAGCAGCGAACGAGACGUCUGGAGGUAGUUCUGCACCGAAAAAUAACCCCGCGGUCGUGGAAAAUAAAAGGAAGCCGUCUACUUCGAAGUCUAGCUCGAAAGACGUUCAUCUCCACAAGAACCCAAGCGGACAAGAACAACUCGACCAAGAUACCACUUCAGUCCUUCCAAAACAACGCCGGCUUGCAAACCUCGCCAGUCGACUGGCGGCGCUGCAGCGACGAACGGACGAAGAGGCUAGAACCAAUCCCGAGAAACAUGCAAAAUCCAGGAGAGAGCAGAAAGACCUGCAGGCGGUGCCCUACACGAGCGCUACCCAGAAGGAACUCCGGCAGAAGCUGAUGCAGCAGUCCAGCGGCCGCAGCGGCGUGAGCGAGGUCAGACAGUGGAUUGUGCGGAAAGCUCUGAAGGCCCUGAGAACGUUCGAAACGGAAGAAUUUCCGCAUUUCGUCGCAAAGGCAAGAGGAGGAGGUGGGAACACGAGCAGAACGAAGGCCGAUAUCGAAAGAACGGGGGCCGGAGAGGAAAUUCUUGGCGCCGGCUACUUGGAGCUGCUGGGCGACGUGUUGCGGUUGAUCGCGGAGCACGUGCGCGAGUUUUCCGUGGUAUAUGAAAGUGCGAUAGAGAAAAUUCACAACUGUCUGCUCUUUCUUGGGGUUGCAGGGCGAGUAGGUAGUGCAGAAGUAGUGGAUAAGCCAGAAAACAAAACAAAUGAACCGACUAAGCUUCUACCUGGGGAAAUUGAUACUUGUCAUGCCAUCGUGCAGCAUAAAAUCAUGCUCCUGCGGGAAAUGCUGUCUACUGUAAUAGCGACAUAAAAAUUCUCUACAAAAUGUAUCUACUACGAAAUCACGGAAAUGGUACUGCGAAUUGAUUAUCCUGCGCAAGUCGACGAUGUUGAAACACUAAAAAAUGUAAUGGCGACACGGAAAAGAAAACUCUACAGGUGUUUCAAU